Molecule: messenger RNA, 8323 nt
Organism: Varanus komodoensis (Komodo dragon)
Lineage: Eukaryota; Metazoa; Chordata; Lepidosauria; Squamata; Varanidae
Gene: CLEC14A
Product: C-type lectin domain containing 14A
Exons: 1
Coding region: 1-1320 (439 amino acids)
Biological process (GO): cell migration
Cellular component (GO): external side of plasma membrane; extracellular matrix
Molecular function (GO): extracellular matrix binding; extracellular matrix protein binding
Source: RefSeq, a predicted model, not a curated record
AUGAGGGGAGUCGUUUUUCUGUCUCUCGUCCUGCUGCAACCAUCCUUCGUGCCGCGGGGGUCUGCGGAGAGCGAGCGCACUUGGUGCCGCGGUUCUGGGCCCUGCUACAGCGCCCACCUGGGCAGCCUGAACUUCCACCAGGCCCAGGACGCCUGCGCACAGCUCGGGGGAGGCCUGAGCACAGCCAGCGGCGAAGCCGAAAUCCAAGCCCUCCUUGCUCUGCUGACCGGGGUCUCCAACGGGUCGGGCACCUCCUUGUUCUGGCUCGGCCUGGUUCGCAAGGCCCAGCAGUGCACCCUGGAAGACUUGCCGCUCCGGGGCUUCUCCUGGGCCUCACCCGGAAUUCAGGCGGGCGCGGCCAACGAGACGACGCACGCGCCCUACUGGGUGAGGGAGCCGAGCAAGUCGUGCACCGUGCAGAAAUGCGCCGGGCUGCAGGUGACCUUGGGACGGCCGGGCCUGGAGCCCUGGGGCCUGAAGGAGCGCGUGUGCACCAAGACAAGCCCGGGUUACAUCUGCAAGUACAGCGACGGGGCCAGCUGCCCGCGGCUCCCGCCGUCUCCGAGCCUUCGCUACACGCUGCCCUCCCGAGUACAAAGCGCGGCCCUGGAGUUCAGCCCCCCAGGCACGGUGGUGACGCUGAAGUGCCCAGGGCGAGAGGCGCGCUUCACCUGCCGCCUCUCACCCAGCGGCUACCAGUGGGAGGGCUCGGAGCACGGCCUCUGCUCCUGCCCCAGCGGCUAUUGGGACCCCAGCAAGGGAGCCUGCGCGGAGCCCUCCAACUGCUUCGACGCCCGAGGGGGCUUCCUUUGCCUGUGCGCUCGGGGUUCCCGCUUGGGGGCAAAUGCCACGUCCUGCGUCGUGCCGGCGGCGGGAGCUGGAGCGGGCACUGCCGGGCCUCCCUUACGUCUCCCCACUACUAGCAGAGCUUUCACUUCCAACAGCACUGGCCGGCCAGCUGGGAACUAUUCCCUGGAGCUCGUUCCUCCUGGGGUGGGCAACGGAACGGAGUCGUCUUCUGCUUACCACGACUCUUCCAACUAUGUCUUCAUCCUGAUCACGGUGGCCGUGGUGAUGCUGGUGAUCCUAGUCAUGGCCAUGCUGGAGAUCUUCCAGGUCUGCUUCACGAAGUGCUCCUGCAGGGGAUCGCAGGCCAACAAGAAGGGAGCGCCCUCCUCCGCUGCGGAGGGCGACCCAGAGGCCUCUGCCAUCCGCACCAACUCUGCCCAUUCCCUGGGGCCAAGCCAGGCAGAGUCUGUAGAGGCGCUGCAGCAUGACCCCAGCCCAGAUGCUGAGCAGGGGGAACUGGGACAGCCAUAAGGUAAUGGAGGCAAUGUGCUAGAGAGGAUGAACUAGCGUUCAGAGAAGAAUCCUCCUUCAGGGGAUGUGGGCCACCAGGAAAGAAGUGGAUACUUCAUUUUUGUUUGAUAGGAGGCUUCUUACUGCCUGAGGAAACAGGCUGGUUCAUGGUGCCCGGCCGGGGCAGCAUGCACUGGUGACAUCCCUGAUCCCUCCCCAGCCUCCAAAGCAGACUUAUCCUCUAGGUCACCUAGGAAAAAGAAGGAAGGAAAAAAUGACAGAAGAAAGAGAGCAAGCAGAGUACUGUUAUUCCUGGGAUGCCCAAGCUAGUGAAAGAGUAGCAGGUGUUGUUGCAAAAGCUGCUGUCACCUCUACUCACUUGUCUGGGCACUCUCUCUGGCUAGAAUAGCUGCUGGGAUCACUCUUCUGGGCAGUGCUGGGGGUUUGUGCUGCACCACCCAGAAGAAAAGCGCGACAAAGGCAGCUCUGCAGUCACUUGCUUUCCUAUUCUCUCUGUCUGUCUCUCUUUUUGGACAUGCCUGCUCCUCAUGGUUGCAUUUUUGUAAAGCUCACAGCUGGGACUAUUGGGGAGCGCAGAAAUAUAAAACAUAUAAUGAAACGAUCGUAUUCAUAUUUGUUAAGUGACUUGUCUAAUAGUACAAUCCUAUGCAAGUUUACCUGGGAGUAAGGCACUUACUCCCAGUACAUGUGUGGGACUGAGGUUGAAGAUAAUUUAUGUCGAAUCAUAUGUUGCUCUUCCUUCCUUCCAUUCUCUUGGGUGCCAGUGCUACUCAGUUGCCACAGUGUGUAUCCAUAUGUGCCCAUUAAUCUAUCAUGCUUACAAAAAUCAUCUAAAAUCUAAGUAUUGUGGUUUGAUUGAUUCAUGGAAUGAAUCUCUGAGAGCUAACGGAAGAAGUGUGCACACUAGAUUUUAUGUUGGAAAAGAAUUAAGUGCUCCUCCUUGCUUAAGUGGGAAUUCCAAAAACAUACUGGAAUAUUACUCAAAUGGCUUAUAGAAAUUCAUUGUUUUAAAAGGCUUUCCUCCUUAGGUUGCAUACCUGUUAGCAUUUAACUGAGAGUCUAGCUAAUUGGAUUGCCUUGCUGCAUAUUGGUCUCUCAGUUCAUUGAGGGUCAUCUUUGAAUGCUCUUCUCUAGAUGCCGCCUCCAACUGAGAUGUGCCAGGUAAUGACCAGGGAGAAGACCUUCUUGGUGGUGGAAUGCAGCUUAUGGAGCUCUUCCCAGGGAGGCUUACCUGGCACUUACGUUGUUGUCUUUUCAGCACCAAGGGGUUCUCUCUUUAUUUUCUCUUAACAAACAUUUUAUCCCUGAAUUGACUGAUCUGAUGCUGCUUUUUAUCCUUUGCUUUUAAUGUUGUUAUUUUAUGUAUUUCUGUUUUUCAUAUGGCUAAUUGUUUUAUUUUUGCAUUUGGUAUAAGCUGCCUUGGAAAAUACUAUUUGAAGGCAGGCUACACACAUUUGAAUGAAUGAAAAAUUACUGCUACAUAUAAGUUGUGUAAUGAAAUCUAGAUGUCAUAUUUUUCUUCCUUGCCUACCAGGGAGAGGAGAAAAUUUGGAAAGAAAGAUACAAAUAUGAUGCUGGUAGGAGAGGUUAGGACGAGAAGAAACUUCCUUUGAGUGCAAUUUCCUCCUGCAACUGUUAAUUCAUUGUGAGAGAAAGAAGGGAAGCAGAGGAUUUUUAGUUACUUGCUCACCACCUCCCAGUCCUUUAGAUUCUCCAUCUAGUGGUCUAAGGCUUGAAUAUGGAGGGUGCUGCCUAAAUGUGGCCAUUUCAACCAGUGUCAUUUUGGGCAUGGUCACAGGUCACAGCAACCUACUGCAGUUUAAUUUACCACAGGAUCUGUGGCUUCAUACUGGGUGCCAUUUUUGCAUGGCUUCCAUGGGCACUCAGCUUACUGUGGCUUGUGUUUUAAGAACCUAGGUGGCAGGAGUGCUUUGAGAGUUAGACAAGUCUCACAUAAUCCCUCCAAGAUACAUGAAGCAAUGUUGGACUUUUGUGUCAGGCAAACUAGGCCUUUAAAGUCAGCAUUCAAAAACAUAAUACCAUUGUUCAGAGAAGACUGGCAGCACAAUGACUUACCCAAACUAUCAUAAAUACUGAGUAAGAGAACCCUGUAAUCAGUUUGUCAUUUGACACACAAGCUAAAAUAGGCAUCAGAUGUGUAUUGACUGAAACGUCAUUGUGAAUCCUAAAAUGGGUAUGAGAUGCAAGCAAGUAAUAUCUUAUUUGAGGGUUGUCUAACUCCCAAACACCUGCUGCUGCCUGGAUAUGGCAGGGGAUGGGACAUGGUGAGCUGAGUGUUCAUGGGUGCCCACCAUGAUUUGACAGCCCCUGCAGGGAAGUUCAGCUGACAGUUUGGUAAGACAGCGGUAUUUUUGUGAGAGGAAAAAAGAAAAUUAAUGCAUGAUUGAUGUAUAACUCAUUGUGAGUGUGAUAAAAGCCAUUCAUUAAUUUUUAUUGAUCCUGUUUCUAAUUAGAGUUAAUGGUUAAGUAUGUUAUUUGUAAAAUGAGAGAGAAAUUUGGGAUUUGAUGAUUUAAAGCAAAAUGAGCAUUGAUCCUCCCCCCCACCUCUGAAUUCUCAUUUUGGGACAAAUUGAUUGAAUCAUAAUCUCUGGGGUCUAACCAAAUGGUCUACACAAGCAUAGGAAAGCUGGAUAGCCAGCAACUUCACAGUGAGGGGAGAAGAGAGAUUAGAGCAAAGAAACAGAAGGUAGGAAUACUUAAACUUUUCAUUUUGGCUUUUCCCCUUCUGAUUGUUUUUUCCCUUCUGUGUGGCUCCAGACACAUUUUUGUAAGUCAGCAUGAAUCAGGAUUGAUGAUUGAACAAUCUAAUGGUCUGAAAUGUAAGCACUGUAGCCUGAUUGACAAAUGGAACAGAUACUCGUACAUAAGAACUAGUGAGAGAAGUUGGAACUAGCAAGAAUGCAACAUUACCUUAUUAAUGCAAGAUCUGUAUGGAGUUCUCAUUUCUUAAGUGAAAAUACUGAAAAUACACCCAGGUGAUACUUCACUGUGGUCAGAAAGCAGAAAGACAAAAAAUAGAUUUCAGAACAGAUUCUCCACUGAGAAAGCAAGUAUUACAGACCACACCUGGCCUUUCUGGAGGACAUCAAAAUAAACUUUAUUGUAUUCGUCUAACAGACUGAUAUUACAUAGUACCAGGGCUAUCUAAAUCUAUUGAUUUCAGUGGGUUUAAUACACCUAGGUGGGAUUCAGCUGUCAAUGCACCAGCAAAACUAGCCAACAGAAAAGUCCUUAAUUUCCAACCACAUUUUUGCAAAAACAUGCAUAAAAUGUCUAAAAUAUAUUUUAUAUCAUUAAGUCUUCAAAGGCUGCUAAUGUUCAACUAUGAAGGGCAACUACUAUUGGGCACAGAAGGCCCAUUAAUAUUGCAAAGGAUGGGACUGCCCAGUCCUCUUAUCUAGUAAAAGGGAACACAGUAUAUUCUCUUGUCACCCAUUAAAUCUUAUUUCUAGACCAUUAAUUCCUUCUAAGAUACUUCAAAAUGGUUAUAGACAUCUUGAAGCAAAAGGGGAAUGUAAGCUAUGAUUAUUAAUAUAUGAUGAAUAUUUGAUGAUUUAUCUUCAUCACAUAAUCAGGAAUAAAAUUCAAAUCCUCAAAAAGACAUUAGUAAUAUUUUAAACUACAGAGAACUUGAUUAACUGUGCUAUGGGAUUAAAGAGAAAUCAAAAGGUGGCUAGAGGCAAAAUUCAAAAACUUCAAAGAACUUUUAAAAAAGAACUUUUAAGUACUGCAGUUUAACAAAGAUUUUGUAAAGUGAGUGAUCUGACUAUUUUGCUAUCAUUUGGAGAAUUUCUAUAACUGUAUCAGAAAAGCUUCAUCUUCCAAUAUCUCAGUUCUAAAGACAUUCACACCAAAGGUGAUCUUCAUGUGUUGCUUGUUAUGAGGAUGGGAUGUCACACAAUGUUCCUCCAAUCUCUAGUGUACAUGAUGAAUGCACCAGAUCUGAAUGGAGAUGUGCAAGCUACUCCAGAACCAUUUACUACAAGCAAUAAUAUGUUACUAAAGGAAGAGGUCAGCUUGUGACCUUCUAGAUGUUUUGACCUAUAUCUUCCAUCAUCUCUAAUGAUUAUCUGUGUUGGUCAGGCUUGAUAAGAGUGAUAGGACUACUUAUGGAGUGCCAAAUAAUGCCCACCCCUAUAGCAGAACUAGAUUAGUUUUAGUGGCCCUGUUUCAAGUAGCUUAAAUGUCUAUAGGUCUGCAUGUGACCACAUUUCUUUUUGUACCAAAGAGGCAACAUUUUGGGAGAACUCAAUAAGCCUAGGCAUACUGUGUAACCUGAUGUCAUUACACAGUGACCUGGUUUAUAUGACAUGAGAGCCCAUUGUGGCUUAAUUUAUUCAUGUGGCUGUCACAUUGUGCUGGGUCACUUGUCCUGUUAGUGGCAGGGGGUUGUUCAAAGGAUAGAUUACGAUGGCUUGUUUUGGGAUUAAGGAAGUCCUAUUGGUUGAAUCCUAGGUUUGCAGGUUUAGUUAAAAUGAAGGUGUUGAUAAUUAUAUGUGUUAAUACCAUGUAUUCCUGUAGAGGUCUAAGUACUGCUAAAGUCUUAGCAUAUAUCACAAAUUGUUUUAAUAGUGUUACAGAUGUUAUUUUGAAGGCGUCCAAACGUGCCCAAAAAGUUGCUUGAAGAAGUGUUGAAUAAGUGCCAGUUAGGCAGCUUAGAUUACAUUUGUAGCUUGAAAACGUACAUUUAUACAAUAUAAAGCCAAUGCAGCGGAAUUAUGUGUUUACUGCAAAUGCUGCCAACUUGGAUUUAUUAUGUGUUGUCAUUUCCAGAGGGCCAAACAAACUAAAAAUAUUUUAGUUUAGGUACUAACAUUCAAGGUAGUUAGGAUCCAGUUUCAGAAUCAGAAUCCAUUCACCAUGUAAUGUAUAUGUGCUAAUGGGAAGCACAUAACCUCCAAAGAGAUAAAGAAAAUUCAGAGAAAGGAAGAGAAGAUAUUACAAAUGUUAGUGGAACAUCCAUGCUUUGCUGUUGUCUGACAGAUACAUAUUUCUGUGGAAGUUCAAUUCUUUAAGAACUCUUAAUAAUGCCAUUUGGCCCUGGUGACUUCUUAAAUUUUAAUUUGUCAAUAAGGCUUGGACCUUAAUCUCUUACCAUUUUUGCAUUGGGAGUUCAGCUUUUGUUCUUAAAAGUGGCCAUUCAGGCACAUGUAACUGCCCUACUGCUGCUAUUCUGAUGCUUGAUUAGUGCUCACAGUGUGGCAAUUGCAUUUAUGCAAUAUGCUGUUGAGAGCAAUAUAUCAAACACAGGAAAGAAACAGUUGUCCAUAGGGCUUAGGUACUCUGAUGUCACCCUUCUUGGUCAUUCAUUCUUUUGCUUGUUUGUUCAUUCUAGAUAAGAUACCCUAUUAAUUAGAUAAUAAAUGUGAGUUUCCUCAUGAAUGCAUCUGUGGUGCUUGCAGUCUGUACUUCCAUUUUUGAAGAUUUUCAGUAACUAGAGUAACUAGUUUUGUAACUAGAGGUGAGGCAUGAAUGUCCUUGAAAUGGUUCAGGCCAAAUGUAAUGCAGUCAUAACCUGUGUUACCAUGUAACUUUACAUGGUGAAGUCCAUCAUGACAUGGAAACAGUAGGCAGGCAAGAAGUACAUGAAACCUGACAUUGACCAUAAUAGUACCUUUGGAUUAAUACAUUAACUCUGUGGGUAGAGCACAUGCUUUAUGUAUAGCUUUAAAAUGUGCUCAGUAAGGCUAUUUAUCAUGCAAGGGGUGGGGGGAACACAUGCAGGUAUACAAAAAAUACAAUUAGAGUAUGUUUCCACAGGGUGUUUCUCCAGUCUUCCUAAAAAUUCUGCUGCCCUUUAUUUUUCAAUAAUGUGUACACUUUGGUUCUAAACAGUGUUUUGGAUCUCUUGACCCUAUCAGGGUGAUACCAUAUAUUUAGGCAUAAUAUUGAUUUGCUGAGCUCCCUUGAUGGAUGUGUGUUCUGAAUUUUCCUUUUUUGACUGAGCAUGCUAUUUUAUUAUGAGAGUUACAGGAACUACCCAUUUAGGCCAUUAUGUUUCCAACCUUCUACUCCUAAAGCUCCUGUUGAGCCUUAAUUGGCUCUCUGAUUAAAAUAAGGAUACAUCUUCAUUUCAUUAAAACAUUCCAGCUCAUGAAUAUGUAACAGUUUAUAUCUUUAAAAAGUUAAACUAGGUGGCACAAGAACCCACAAACUGUUUUUUAUGAGAAUGUGCAUACAUAGUGAGUAUUUUAUAUGUGAAACAAAUACAGUAAAAUUUCAGAAUGAUUUCCUGAAUCAGAAAUGAAUGUUGAAAAGGGGCCAUGCAAUCUAUCCUUUCCUGAGGUAUGCAAACCAAUUACUUGGUAUUCCUCUCUCCUUGAUAAAGUGAAUAUUUUAAGAUAGAUUGUUUCCUAACACCAAAUACCUUAAAAUAUUUCAACAUAACAAAAGGAAUUAAUGCAUAAUACAUGUAUUCCUCUAAAAAAUUCCUGUAGAGAAUCUUGAGCAAGUGAAGAGAUCUGAGAGCAGCACAUGUCUGCAAUAACUGGGGAAGGCAAGUUGCUCGUCUGUUACUGUCAUUCUUCAAGUGGUCAUGUGUGGUCACCCCACUGGACACAAUGGGAGUUACUUCUGAGUAGACAUGUUUCAGAUUGCACUAUUAAUUGUUGAACCUUCAUUUCUUUCUCCUAAUAAAUUUAUGUCUCCAUCUUUUAGUCCAGUGGGACUUCGUGCAAGAGAGAUCUACAUUGUUGGAUGCAUAAUGAGAAGAACGUUAUUUUAUUUGCCUCCAUAGAUUUGCAAUUCAUUUUUUUCAGUUACUAACUCCUGAAGUAUAGUACAAUUCUCAGAAAUUAUAGAGGCAAAACACAAAGCAAUUCUUUCAUUAAAAUGAAAUUUCUUUUAUGUUUCUAUUGUUUCUUUGAUUCUUAUAUAUGUUCUUUAUUUGUCUGCUAAUUUCUCAGAGGCUGGGUUGUAAUGGAUUUUUAAGCAUUUUGAUUCCUGUUAUUUCAACCAAAUGAAAUAAAACAGUCAAACUGUA